UCACUUCCUGUAGUAUUUUCAUGCGGCUGACACAAAUGUGUGCAUCUGUCAGCCAGAGGUGAACAUGGCAGAAGUCUCGGAGAGGACGCUACAAGUCGCGGUCGUGGUUUCUUUCGCUGCCGGCUUCCUGGCGGGGUGGCAGGCUAACAGAAUGAGGAGAAGGUUUCUGGACUGGAGGAAGAAACGGCUACAAGAGAAACUGGCAGAAACUCAGAAGAAGCUGGAUUUAUCUUGAAUGGUUUUGCGGUUGUGUGGUGUGGAUGAACGCUGCUGGUCUUCUCUGUAAAGCUGCUGGAUCCGGAAUGUGCUACAAGUCUGUGACUGUGGAGAAGAAAUGACAUACCUGUGUUUUGCACUACCCACAUUUUCCCACCACACCUUUUUAAGUCAAGGCUGAACUUGAUAUUUAAUGUGGGAUAUGGGAAUACAGUCAUCAUUUGCACACAGCAGCUUCUUUUCUGCCCUUGGACACCAUCAUGGAAGAAGUUUGGGAUCUGGCUUCAGCAUUGUUUUUUCCACCCAUUCCAUCAUGUCUCAGUUCCUGUCUGUUUUAUAUGUGGUCAAAUAAAUGUUUGUGUUUUUAAUGUC
Molecule: messenger RNA, 588 nt
Organism: Micropterus salmoides (largemouth bass)
Lineage: Eukaryota; Metazoa; Chordata; Actinopteri; Centrarchiformes; Centrarchidae
Product: mitoregulin-like
Exons: 2
Coding region: 65-235 (56 amino acids)
Biological process (GO): positive regulation of mitochondrial membrane potential
Cellular component (GO): mitochondrial inner membrane
Source: RefSeq, a predicted model, not a curated record